Molecule: messenger RNA, 987 nt
Organism: Patiria miniata (bat star)
Lineage: Eukaryota; Metazoa; Echinodermata; Asteroidea; Valvatida; Asterinidae
Product: ficolin-3-like
Exons: 1
Coding region: 1-987 (328 amino acids)
Source: RefSeq, a predicted model, not a curated record
AUGGCAGCUGUGAUGUUAGUUGUCACGGCACACAACUGCCUCAACCCGUCUCCAGGCAAGUGUACUCGUGAUUUUCACGGGGCCACAAACCGGACCUUGAAGAAUCACGCCUAUCAGACAAAGAUCACAGCAUCUGUUGUGAUCUGCGGGCGUGACUGCUCUAUGGACCCACGGUGUGCAUCCUUCAACUUCAAUUCCUGCAGACGGGUCUGCGAGCUCAACGCGGCAACUAGGAUCCAGAGACCCGUGGGAGACUUCAUUGAGCUGCAUGGCAGUGUCUACUUCGACGAGGACCUGGAAACGCCUCUCACUUCGGCGGUGGGCCCUGCAAGGUACGGCAGCUGCAAGGAGCUCCUGGAGGCAUGCCACACCGAGAACGGCAUCUACACCAUCUUUCCCACCGGUACGUCGGGCACCGGUGAGAUCCAGGUCUACUGCGACAUGGAGACCGACGGUGGCGGCUGGAUCGUGUUUCAGAGGCGGCGAGACGGCACGGUGGACUUCUACCGGACUUGGACCGAGUACCGGUCCGGCUUCGGUGAACUUGACGGCGAGUUCUGGUUGGGGAACGAGCACCUGCGCGGACUCACUCAGUCGGGGCAGUGGCGUCUGAGAGUAGACCUGGGUGACUGGGAUGGCACGGAGACCUGGGCCGAGUACGGAGAGUUCGCCGUGUCUGGAGACAGUUUCACCCUUCGCGUGGGUGGGUACGAUCCAAGAAGUACCACAGGCGAUUCCAUGGGCGUUCACAACGGCCUUGACUUUAUCACCAAGGAAGGUGGUAACUGCGCACUCCAGUACGAAGGCGCCUGGUGGUUCGCCUGGUGCCUGGAUUCGCAUCUCAACGGGAAAUAUUAUGAUCAAGCUACGUACAACCUUGGCAUCAUGUGGUCCAUAAGAAAAAGGUAUUAUCAAAAUAAUUAUCAGUACUAUACUGAGUUUAAUUCUUUGAAAUCCUGUUCUAUGAAAAUGAGGGAGGUACUGUGA